Messenger RNA from Symbiodinium natans, 2913 nucleotides. NCBI's taxonomy places the organism in Eukaryota, Dinophyceae, Suessiales, Symbiodiniaceae. The record is from the annotation of a GenBank genome assembly.
AUGCGGGCGGUGAACACCAAGUUGAACACCAAGAACACGAAAGCAGUCUUUGUAAAGCCAGACCAUGACACUGAGUGGUUGCAUCUAGAGCUCCAAGACGGUGCGGAAGCAUAUUGCCGUUUCAUCCCGGGAAAAGAGCCGGAACUGCAACGUCACCAGCCUCAUGGAAGCUUCCCACGAGAGGAGGGAUCAGUCUUCGAUUCAGGGGAUUGGCUAAAGAGGAAGAGCGCGACUUGCAAGUGGAUUCCGGUGACUUCGAGCAAGUUCCAGCAACAAGAUGGCCUUGAGCAGUUUCUCCAAGCUAUGAAAGAUCCUCACAUCAACAAGGAGCCAAGUUGCAGCCAACGCGACAUAGCGGUGAGUCUGCUCUGCGCAAUGGACAAUAAAUCCGAAGCUGGUGAGACACUGACGUGGUGGCAACAAAUUUUUUCCAAGGACUUCCUGUGUAAAGCUGGCGCGGCAGUAGUCUGGAAAGGGGGGCAAUGGCUUGUGACCACCUAUCUCCUGCCUCCACAAUUGCAAUCCGUGUUGCGUAAGUCGAGAUCCGCAAAGGCUGUGAAGGGUUUGGCGAUGCAGGGGUUGAAUCACAGCGGAUACAGGGGUGAUACUUUUCGUGCGCUGUGCAUUCAUGUGGCGCCGGAAUAUCCUGAGAAUUUGCCCUUGAUUGAAGAGGUAGUGAUAGCCGCCAAUGUGACGGCGGUUGGUGUCCAAAUGACCUCAAUAUCGCUGCCCAAGGAGAACUAUCUACAUGCUGCAAUCUAUUUCGUGAUUGGAAAAGACAGUCUGAAGCUUGAGUUUGGACAGGACGCACUGACAGCCCUUGUUCUGAAGACUGCGAGUUUGCAAAGACUUCGUAACCAACGGUACAGCAGAAUGGAAAAUCUGCAAAAUCCACUGCCACUACGACGCGUGUUCUACCUGUGGACCAGGCUCACGAUCCAGAAAAACGAUUAUGAUUCCGAGCUGUUCAACUGCAACCACUGUGCGGAGAUGUUUGCGAGGUGUUUCCUGGAUGAUAGCUCCGAGGUGGUCCAACUUCUGACAGACAGAAAGGCAGAGUCUCUGAAAGAGCACGGACAUCGCAGGAAGAUACGGACCUUCAUGAUGACCGGCGUGGCAGGAUUGUUCGGGAGCCAAACACAGCAGCCCCACCGGGGCAUUACAGAAGAACCAACUGAAGGCAAUGUUUUGGAAUUCAUCAUGAGCAACUUGAACACAUCCGCAGGCUGGAAGUUUGCGAUGACAGGAAACAACGGAUGUGUCACAAGCUUCCUAGCUCGUCUUGGAGAAAGUUGCUAUGUGGAGUUCUCCGUGUCUCCCGAGGUGUUUUCCGAGGAAAAGGAGGCGAAUUUGGUCAAUGCAACAGUUAAAAAUCACUUGUCGGAAGCUCUCAGUAAAGAGUUCAUCUACACAGCCACCAAACCGAUGGAAGAGCUCAUGUCUUGCUCACCACGUCAGAUGUUGGAAUCGGAACACAGCAAGGAGAUCGGCCAGUUUCAGCUCGGAUUUCAGCCGUGGCGCUCUGAGUCGCACACAUCUGCACAGGCCCAAUGUUCGGAAACGGAACUUAAGGCCUGGGAGAAGGCCUGUGCGGACUGGUGGGCAAGCAAAGUCAUCAUAGAUGGUUUCUUUGAAGCGGUUGGUGGGCACGAGUCCAUGAAGCCCAAGAUGCCCGCCUGGCCAGAACAUCCGGGAAUCAAGGGAAGCGCUCGGCGAAAUCGGAACUUCUCUAUCGCUUUUGUGAUGCUCUUCUUCGUAGCGCAAAUGUCACGUCUUCUGGCUAUUGAUGAUGUCGCUAAGCUUCAGCAUGUGGAUACUGGUGGCAAGAACGCCAAAGACGCGGCGUUGGCCAUGGCUGAGGCGACGCAGGCCGUGAAUGCGACCGCGGACAAGGCGGUGGGCACGGUCCAGGUCGUCGGCCUGGCCUCAGCAGGAUGCAAUGUCUUCCAGAAGCUUGAAGGCCGGCAGCUACCUGGUGAUGGUCUUGUGUCGAGACGAUACCAGCCACGUCGGAACUUCCGACCUUUCAUCUUUUUGCCCUUUGUUGUCUGCGCUGCCUUCGAGAGUCCGCAUCUGAACUAUGAGCUCCAGGUUGUGUCGGACGGUGGGAACCUGCCAAACUCAGCAAACUCCACAGAUCCAUGCUUUCUGGGAGCCCGUCUCACUGACUUCUUCACGAAGGAACAGUAUUGUCCUUUGUUUGCCAGUCAGAGCUAUCUGGGAACCACCUUUUCCUGGUACGGGCUUUUCUUGGCCUCUGUCGGCUUCGCCUGGCUGAUGGGCAUGAGCAUUGAUGCAGGACCCAACUCGCCCUCGGCGUUGGUGCGCUUCUUGGACUGCACGAGGGCCAAGUACGACGAAGGGCACCUGCUGGCCUACUUCGUCACCAUCACCCUGUGCUUCGUCUUUGCGCUGCUCUCGAAACGCGCAUCCUUCAUCGCCGAUUCGGACUGGGUAUCUUGCAUCCGGUACGGCGACUGGUCCGGACAUGAAGAUCUGUGCAUGCCGGGUGCCAUUCUGGAGCAAAGCUGGUGUUCCCUGCUCUUCUGGACCGUGCUGUCCUUCGCAACUUCCGUGUCAGACCAAGGGGAUAUCACGCCCCACUCCAUGCGGGGGCUGUGCUCUUGGCUUCCCUGCUGGCCAGCCCGCUCCUCACCUUCAGACGAAGACGAGGGCGAGAGUACUGAAAGUUUGCUGAGAACAGAAGUCUACAGCACAGACCAGCUGACGGCAGUGGCGAUGAGGCUAAAGGCACUAGUCCGGCGGCAGAUGCACGUCAGCCGGGAGAUGUCCAAGAACCGGCAGUCCAGCCUAGCAGAGGCACUGCUCUUCCCGAUCACGUCUGCCGCCUGGGUCUUCGGUGGGGAGGAUGAAGACGAGGCACCGGAGAUCGGAAUGUCCUUCUACCAGUGA